AUCCUCUCCCUCUGUUCUGCCCUGGUGAGGAUACACACUGUAUUGUGUUCAGUUCUGGGCUUUUCAGUUCGAGAAGGAGGGGGAACUUCCAGAUAGAAUCCAAUGGAGGGCCACCAGGACGAUGAGGGGGCAGAACAUAUCCGUUAUGAGGAAAGGCUCAGAGACCUGGAACCGGUCAGCCUGGACGAGAGAAGGCUGGGAUUUUAUCACUGUUUAUAAACAUCAAAAGUGUGGGAAUCAAAUGGAUGGGAACAGGCAGGACAAAAACUGCAACACAAGAAGUUCCAUACAAAUAAUGUACACAGAAACACAUAAGCGUUUCUUGAGUAAUGAAUAGUGUUCAUAUAGCAAUUACUGAUUUUUCAUUUUGUUGCUCAGUGAUGACUCUGAAAGCAGUCUUAAGUAACUGAGUGCAUUAAUUAACACACUUGUCCUCCAGCCAGAAGUCAGUGUUGGAGGCCUGUGCUGCAUCUUACUGGCUUCCUUUCUGUACUGCAGAAACUGGACCCUCAGGUGAGGUGCCUCCAGUGUCCUACUGGCACUGGUGUGCCUCCAAGAUCCUACCAGUUCCUUCUUUGGCACUUCUGCAGCAAUGGUUUUAUUUUGCGCUUUAUUUCUGGGAUAACUUCCAUUGGAGUGAGAGAGCUUUCUGCUUAGCUCUGCAUUUUGUUUGUCUGCAGAAGUGUGCUGUGCAGGGCUAAGCCCACAGCUGUAAUCUGUAUGCGUUGGUCUAGCUUUCAGCCAGGACUGACCUUAAGGUGACUUGUCAAACUCAUUCCUCUGUUGGUGGGAGUUGGCUUUUCUUGUGAUCCUUUCACUCCUUUGCUUUGGAAAACAAAACACCAGGGGAAAAAAAAAAUACAAAGGUGUCUCACAGGGUCUAGGCAGAAAACCCUGAAAGUCAGUGCUCGAGGCUGUCCCAGCUUGCUGCUGUACCUCACAUGUCAGGUCUAAAACUUUAGUUUGAAAACUGAGCAUCUGUAUUGCAGUUUUUUCAUACUUUUAAUGCAUUAUGUUACAGUCAGUUAAAAUACCAUUGUCAGGCAUGAGUCUUUUGUCAGUUUUGUUUUGAGCUGGCAAACCUGUGUAAUAAUUCUAGUAAGAUUAUUAACCAAUGCAGUGAAGGUCGGCUGUUAUCUUGGGGAGGGGAGUCUUUCAAACACUUUUGAAGUCUGUGUGAAUGUGUAUCCUUGCAUGCAUGGUGAAUGUGUAGGGAAAAGAUGUGGGUUUGCUGGUAGGUAGACAUCUGUCAGAACUUAGGCCAGCAGAUUGUAAGGGUAAUCACUGCUUCUGGAAAUGAAAUGCUUCUCUCCCUAAAGUGUCUGCUGUCAGGAGCUUUAGCUAUAGCUGUGGUUAAAACACAUAAUUGCAGUGUGGUGGGUGAGUUUUGCAAGCUAGUUUUGUUAUUUUUUUCCUCACCAAAGCAAUUGAGAUACACAGGCACUCCUUUAAUCUUGAUUUUUCUAUCCUGUGUGAUAUGCUGUAAAGUUGGUAGGCUGUAACAUUAACCCAUGUGACUUCUUAUCAGAUUCCUAAAACAUCCCAAGCUGUUUCACUUGGUAGCGUACUGUGUGUUAAUGGCAGAAAUAGAAGAACAUACCUAAUUAAUCACCCUGUUCAUUAACAGCCUUACCCUUAGGCCAUGAGAAACUCGAUGUCCUUCUGUGAAUUUGGCUCUCCUGAAAUAACAGCAGAAAGCAAGUUGUCAUCCUCCUUACUGUCUGGGUAGGGCAACAGCAUGGCUGUGGAGCUUGGUGCUUCUGAAAUAAAGCUGUUCCUUCUCCUGGACAGAACUGAGUAAAUGCUUGGAGAGAAGCUUGAGGUUCUGGAUGCUUUUAUGAUCUCACUGGGUUUCCUAUAAAAUUCAUCCAUUUUGUCUAAUCAAUAGUAUGUUUUAGGGUUGUUGUUUUGUUUUGUUUUUUUAACAGUUGAAUGCAAAAACAGCUUCAGUGUGACCUUUUUGGCAGAAAAUGUAACUAGCGGUGAGCAUCACCUUCCUCUCUCUGAAUUGAGAUGGCAACGAGCACUGUUUUGGAAAGAGAUGAAACCAAUCCUUAUGCAUUCAGGGGGCAGGCAGCUGAGCCUUCUGUGGAUGCAAGUAUGGACAUAAUAGCCUAUGAUGAUUUCUUCAGUCCACCGCUUCAGAGAUAUUGAAAGGACACCCGAAUACCUCCAGCCGGAGAAGUGUGUUCCACCUCCUAGCCGCGCUUCCUUGGGAACAAUGUGGUUUAUUCGAGAUGGCUGUGGUAUCGCGUGUGCCGUUGUCACCUGGAUGCUGGUGUUCUAUGCUGAUUUUGUAGUCCUUCUUGUCAUGCUGGUUCCCUCAAGAGAUUACGUUUAUAGUGUCAUCAAUGGCACGCUGUUCAACACCUUGGCGUUCCUCGCUUUGGCUUCACAUUUUCGUGCUAUGCUGACAGAUCCAGGUGCUGUGCCUAAAGGUAACGCAACAAAAGAGUUCAUUGAGAGUUUACAGCUAAAGCCAGGACAGGUGGUUUACAAGUGCCCAAAAUGUUGUAGCAUCAAACCUGACAGAGCACAUCACUGCAGCGUUUGCAAGAGGUGUAUUCGGAAAAUGGACCAUCACUGCCCAUGGGUCAAUAACUGCGUAGGAGAGAAUAACCAGAAGUACUUUGUACUGUUUACAAUGUAUAUAGCACUGAUUUCUCUGCAUGCUCUAAUUAUGGUGGGAUUUCACUUCUUGUAUUGCUUUGAAGAGGACUGGACAAAAUGCAGCUCCUUCUCUCCACCAACCACAGUGAUCCUUCUCAUCCUCUUGUGUUUUGAGGCGCUCCUUUUUCUCAUCUUCACCUCGGUUAUGUUUGGGACCCAAGUACACUCCAUCUGCACUGACGAAACGGGCAUCGAGCGCCUUAAGAAGCAGAAGCCGACCUGGGAGCGGACCAGAGGCUGGGAGGGGAUGAAGGCAGCCUUCGGCGGUACCCCGUCCCUGUCCUGGCUCAACCCCUUCUCCAACAUGGACUGCAGGAGCCCACCGCCAGCCCCCGCCGCGCCCGCGGCCGCCACCAUGACGCAGGAGGAGAUCGAGCAGUUCCUGGCUCGGGAGGUGAACAUCCAAGUGCCCCAUGAGUAGCAGAGCAUCAGCCCAGGGGCCAAGGGACGCGUCCAGGCGGUGUGUUAUUUUAUUAACUGCUUGUGGUGGAGAAGCAGGGUGGGUUUUCUUGUCUUUUUUUUUUUUUUUUUUAAUUGUACUUCGGGUGCUUCUGGUGCAGAAUAUAAUUCAGGACUAUUCAUGGGGAAGUCGGGUCCGGCACCAGCAGAAGCAAUGCAAAUCUCCAGAGCAAGUUUAACCCAAAGUGAGAGCCACACGGCCUUUGCAGCUGUGUCCUGCCUUACCCAGCUGCUUUUGUGUGGCCUUCGGGGAGAGACCCAGGUGUGAGGCCGGAGCUGUGGGGCCUCGUGUCCUCAUGGCACUGGCUGGAUGAGCGUUGCCUCUCGUCCUGCCAGUGCCUGCAUUCAGAGGUGAUGCUCCAGGCAUCACCACUCUGACAACCAAGAUCUAGACUGGUUUUGGGCUGGUUUUGCCUUGUUGUCAUCUCCCCCACCUUACUGACCAGUGACACCUCACCUGGGCAACGUGCUCCUGGAUUCCCACCCCCAAUUGUGCAGCUUUGAGGUCCUGUAACAUGCAGCAAAGAUAAUUAUUGCCUUGGGAGAGAGAGAUGAAGGAGUUGGGGGGUAAACCGAGGUAUUGUGGAAGACCUGGAUUAACUUUCAGUUAUUUAUGAAAGCCCAAAUUCCACUGGAUAUUGCAAGGGGUUUUUUUCCUCAUGGCAGUGAUAAAGGAGUUUAAACAUGAAGUAACAGUCUGGUGGGUGGGGUGGAAGCUAGGAGUACAGUGGGGCCAGAAUCCAGGAAAACAAGGGGAGAUGUUUUUGAACCAUAGUGACCCCUUUGUUUCUCCUUUUUUUCUAUGAAAAAAUAGAUUUGGGGGGAAAAAAAAUGCAUAAGGAACUGUGUGUUUAUCUAAAUGUCUUGGUAAAGGGAAACGUGCUGUACCUUGGGGAAACUGAGGUAUCGUCUUGCUGUAGUGCACGAAGCAGUGCGGUGUGGGAAUUUGAGACUGUCUCACUUCUGCACCAGCCUUCAUGUCUGCACGGCAGGGUCUGCAUCACAGGGACAUUGGGGACAUAUGUGAAUCUGUACAGGGAGAAGUGGGGAUGCAUAAGGUGGAAGCUGGGAGCUGCUGAUUUCAGUUAACUCUCCCACCUGUGGGUGGAGGUGGGGUUGCAGGGCCCCACAGGAAGACCAGCCGUGGAAGAGCAGCAUUUGGUGUGACAGCUGUAUCCACAGUGCUGAUUGCUGGGCUGAUCUCCUUCCACUUCCUGCAUUGCUCCUCAGCAAUGUGGGUUUGUGUGCUGUUUCAGUAGCUGGAACUAGAAAGCUCUAUGAAAGGAGGACUCCUCUCUGCCUGCUCCAUGCUGCCACAUUUUUGCCCAUCAAAGGUGCAGGAGCUGGAAGAAUGUUGGCAUCAGGAAAUCAGAGCGUUCCCUCACUCCUUUGUACCCUCCUGCUCUGCCUUGGUACAGCAUGGCAAAAGUCUGAAGCAGCAGAAGUCCUCAUGAGUUGGAGUGAUCUGCUUCAUUCCAAGCCUUGGCAUCCACCUCGUAGUGUAACUCCCACCAGGUAGCUUGAGACCAAAGUUAUUUCCAUGGAAUUGAAACCAGCCCCCUUCCCCUCCCUGUGGCAUCGUGCCUUCACCUCCAGCCCAGGCUGGGCUCCAUCAGCACUGCAGCAUGGGGCUUCAAUCCAUGAUGGACGGGAUCACAGUGGCCAUGUGCAGCAUUCAUGGUCUUUUAAAGCAGGCUUUCUAUGCAAGUAAAGAACCUGUAUCUCUUGGAAAUAUAUAUAUUUUGGUAAUCAUAACUCUGGUUUAUGCCUCCGGAUGCUAAUUAUACUUAUUAAAGAAUUAAU
Centrocercus urophasianus (Greater sage-grouse) is the source of this 4932-nucleotide messenger RNA. RefSeq names its product zinc finger DHHC-type palmitoyltransferase 3 (gene ZDHHC3). Gene Ontology annotation, molecular function: protein-cysteine S-palmitoyltransferase activity. The record is from RefSeq and is a predicted model, not a curated record. Gene Ontology annotation, biological process: protein targeting to membrane; peptidyl-L-cysteine S-palmitoylation. Bases 2117 to 3091 code for a protein of 324 amino acids. The transcript is spliced from 7 exons. Gene Ontology annotation, cellular component: Golgi apparatus; endoplasmic reticulum. Lineage: Eukaryota; Metazoa; Chordata; Aves; Galliformes; Phasianidae.